Messenger RNA from Epinephelus lanceolatus (giant grouper), 2178 nucleotides. NCBI's taxonomy places the organism in Eukaryota, Metazoa, Chordata, Actinopteri, Perciformes, Serranidae. The record is from RefSeq and is a predicted model, not a curated record.
AGAAGGAAUACUCUCACAGGGACAACUAUACCAAGAAGUCUGACAUGCUGCUUUUUGUGAGGCCUCCUUCAUUGGUUGUCUUCUAAGACACAGUAGGAUAUUUAUGUCUCACUUGCUGGUAUUAAAAGGUGCUGGUGGCUGACGGCGGCAGUUUGACCCCUGGUGGUGGUGCAUUCUUCACAAACCCCCUCCCUUUUUUGUUGUGUGUGUGUGCAGUGUCACGGGUGGUUUAUUUUGAGGAUCCCUUCUCCCUUUUUGGUUUCUGCCGCAUGGAACCUCCCUCCGAGCUGUCUAUCUGGGACAUGGCAGCAGCCAGCAGUCUCCUCUCUGAAGAUCAGUUUCUAUGCUCCAUCUGUCUAGAUGUAUUCACUGAUCCAGUCACCAUACCAUGUGGACACAACUUCUGCAAGACCUGCAUCACACAUCACUGGAAUAUUAAUGACCAGACUAAGUGCCCUGUAUGUAAAAAACAGAUUGAUGGAAGAACUGAACUGCAUGUCAACACUUUUAUAUCUGAGAUGGCUGCUCGAUUCAGGCAGUCAGUUAAAAUAAAAGCCAGCAGCAGCUCACAGCAUCACCGAGCAGACAUAGGAGAAGUUCUCUGUGACGUCUGCACUGAAACCAAGAUGAAGGCCCUGAAGUCCUGCCUGGUGUGUCUGGCCUCCUACUGUGAGACUCACCUGGAGCCUCACCAGAGAGUCACAGGCCUGAAAAUACAUACGCUGAUUGAUCCUGUGGAGAACCUGGAGAGCAGGAUGUGUAAGAAGCAUAAUAGACCUCUGGAGCUGUUCUGCAAGACUGACCAGAUGUGUGUGUGUCAGUUCUGCACUGAGUCAAGUCACAAGAGACAUCAUGUCAUUUCUCUGAAAGAUGAAUAUGAAGGAAAGAAAGCUAAACUUGGAAAGAUAGAGGCUAAAGUUCAGCAGAUGAUCCAGGAGAGACGACUGAAGAUCAAGCAGUUCAAAAAGUCAGUGGAGCUCAGCAAGGAAGAUGCAGAGAAACAGACAGCAGCGAGUGUGCAGGUCUUCACUGCUCUGAUCCAGUCUGUUGAGAGAAGUCUGGCUGAUCUGAUUGAGAUGAUUAAAGAGAGGCAUAACACAACAGAGAAACAAGCAGAAGGCUUCAUCAGAGAGCUUGAAGAGGAGAUCUCUGAGCUGAUGAAGAGAAGCUCUGAGCUGGAGCAGCUCUCACGCACUGAAGACCACCUCCUGCUUCUCCAAAGCCUCCUGUCCUUGAAUCCAUUUCAACCCACCAAGGACUGGACAGAGGUAAGAGUUCACUCAUCAUGUGAGGGCGCUGUUAGGAGUACUGUGACUCAGCUGGAGGGGACACUCAGUAAAGAGGUUAAAAGGUUGUGUGCCAACCUUGAGGUGAAGAGGGUCCAGCAGUUUGCAGUGGAUGUGACUCUUGAUCAUGAAACAGCAAAUCCCCAUCUCAUCCUGUCUGAUGAUGGGAAGCAAGUCAGUUAUGGUGACAUGAAGCAGAAUCUUCCCGACAACCCAAAGAGAUUUUCUUUAUAUUCUGUCCUCGGAAAGCAGAGUUUCUCUGUGGGAAGAUUUUACUAUGAAGUCCAAGUCAAAGGGAAGACUGCCUGGACUUUAGGAGUGGCCAGAGAGUCUGUCAACAGAAAGGACACCUUCAUCACUUUGUCCCCAACAAAUGGCUACUGGACUGUAUGCAUGAGUAAAAGAAAUCAGUAUGAAGCCUGUGCUGGCCCUUCAAUCCAUCUCUCUCUCAAGUCAAAGCCUCAGAGGGUGGGGGUGUUUGUGGAUUAUGCAGAGGGUCUGGUCUCCUUUUAUGACAUUGAUGCUGCAGCUCUCAUCUACUCCUUUACUGGCUGUAGGUUCACUGAGAAGCUCUACCCAUAUUUCAAUCCAUGGCAUAAUAGUGAUGGUAAAAACGCCACUCCCUUAACUAUUUGUUCCAGUUAUCACAGUGAUUAGACUAAUCAGAGUCACUGUCAUGUAAAUGAACUAAAUCACCUCACAGGUGUUUGAGUUUCCUGUGUUUUUUUGGGGGGUUUUCUUUUUGUCUUUUUUAUGUUUCUCAUUACUGCAGAAAUAAAACAGUUUGCACAUCUACAUAUCUGUCAUUUCAGUGGGUUUUGCAACCAUUAAAAAAAACAAAAUCUGAAGUAAACACUGAAUUUAUUUACAAUGUAAAUUUUAGACUGUAAAA